UUCCUUCUUCUUUUUCAUUCUUGAUCUUUGAUAGUCCCUCUAAAAUAUGGUUUAAUUCGGAUCUUUUUGUAGUUCUAUAGAAUUUGAAGAGGAAAGUCUUGUUGUUUGCGUUGCCUUUCUCACGGUGGUUUUUGGUGGAUGAGGGUUAUGGCAGGUUUGGAUCUGACCACCACUUCUAGGUAUGCUCGCCACCUCGCUGACCUCCACCUUGCGCGUCACCACCCCAACCCUGGCUCCGACGACGACGACAACAACGGCAAAGCCCACCGGGGAGACCGCGACUGGUCGCCCUCGGCCCCGCAGGGUGGGGACUUGGCGUCGCGGCGGCCGAGGGGGCGGCCGCCGGGGUCCAAGAACAGGCCCAAGCCGCCGGUGAUCAUCACGAGGGAGAGCGCCAACGUGCUGCGAGCCCACAUGCUGGAGGUCAGCGCCGGGUGCGACGUCUUCGAUUGCAUCGCCACCUACGCGCGCCGCCGGCAGAGGGGAGUGUGCGUCCUCAGCGGCAGCGGGGUGGUCACCAACGUCACGCUCCGGCAGCCCUCGUCCUCUUCUGGCACCGGCGGGGUGGUGACGCUGCAGGGCCGCUUCGAGAUCCUGUCACUUGCGGGGUCGUUCCUCCCGCCGCCAGCGCCGCCGGGGGCCACCAGCCUCUCCAUCUUCCUGGCUGGCGGGCAGGGGGAGGUGGCGGGCGGCAACGUGGUGGGGGCUCUCUUCGCCGCAGGGUCUGUCAUUGUCAUUGCCGCCUCCUUCACCAACGUGGCCUACGAGCGUCUGCCCUUGGAGGAGGAGGAGGAGGAGGACCAGAGCAUUAACGUCCGCGGCGGCGGCAGCAGCAGCGGGAACCACUUCCCGGACCCCUCCUCCAUGCUUCCCUUGUUCAACUUGCCGCUCCAUAACACGCACCAGUUGCCGCCGGUGGACGGACACGGUUGGGCCAGCUCAGCGUCCGGUCAACCUGCGCCGUUCUGACAAUUAAGAUCCACCUGAAAAACUGCACAUGCCACUGCUCCAUCUUCAAUUUCCUCUCUUCUUUCUUCAACCUUUUCCUAAUCAUUUGUAUUUGUUCCUUCUUCAUUGCUCCUUCAUCAUCGAGGAACUCUUGUGACUGGAGAUCGAUCACUAGCUAGGGUUUUGGGGAGUAAAUGCAUUUGGAAGUGUCUCCAUUCAGAGCUUCCUUCGAGUUGCAUUCAAGAUAGUGGCGACAACAAAAGUUUGAAACGUUCUCAAAGACAUAAAGUGAGCAUUAGUGAUCGGUUUGAUAUGAAUAAUCACAGUGGCAACUAUGAUUGAUAUGAUUAAUCAUCGUAACAAAAAAUAGAAUCCGUUACGAUCGGCGUCACAAUCAUGUAGACUGACUAGUUUGUUAUUUUAGAUCAAUGUUUUUGUAGAGUUCUUCCAUUAAUGCAGAA
Messenger RNA from Zingiber officinale, 1409 nucleotides. Its product is annotated as AT-hook motif nuclear-localized protein 23-like. Gene Ontology annotation, molecular function: minor groove of adenine-thymine-rich DNA binding; DNA-binding transcription factor activity. The record is from RefSeq and is a predicted model, not a curated record. The transcript has a single exon. Bases 139 to 969 code for a protein of 276 amino acids. Gene Ontology annotation, cellular component: nucleus. NCBI's taxonomy places the organism in Eukaryota, Viridiplantae, Streptophyta, Magnoliopsida, Zingiberales, Zingiberaceae.